Racocetra persica is the source of this 1653-nucleotide messenger RNA. NCBI's taxonomy places the organism in Eukaryota, Fungi, Glomeromycota, Glomeromycetes, Diversisporales, Gigasporaceae. The record is from the annotation of a GenBank genome assembly.
AAUGACGUAGUUGAAAAAAUCAACAAUACCCCUGAUAAUGCACCUGCAUCUCAAAGACGUGAAGAACUUCGAGCUCAACUUGAUAGACUUCGUGGAAAACAAGCCGAAAUGAAAAAAAAACGUUAUCAAAAAGUUGAUCUACUUAAAAGUAUGAAUGAUUCUUUACAAAAAAAGAAAAAGGAUCUUAAGGCUCAAAAGGAUAAGCUUCAAUUUCGAACUGUCAAAGAUAUUGAUAAUCAGAUUUCAAAAUUAGAAAAGCAAGUUGAAUCUGGCACUUUAAAAAUUGUUGAUGAAAAGAGAAUUAUUUCGGAUAUAUCCGGUCUUAAAAAGUCAAGGAAACUUGUCGAAACUUUUGAAGCGCAACAAGCUGCCAUUGAUGCCGAACAAAAAUCGAUUGACGAAAUGAGAAAAGAUCUUGAAGACAAUGAAUUAAAAGAAGCAAACGCACAGUACGAUAAAAUAAAAGCAGAACUUGAAACAAUCAACAAAGACCAAGCUAUGGAUAGAGAAAAGAGGAAUGAAUUAUUUGAUGAGAAAAAGAGAAUACGUGAACAGAUUAACACUCAAUUUGCCAAUAGAAGAGCCAUUCAAGAUGAAUAUAACAAGGCCAAACAGGAAUAUUGGCAAAGGGUGGAUGAAGAUCAAGAAGCAUCCUUUCCAGCUUUCCAAGAAGAUAUCCAAAUUUGUGAAAAUCUUAUUUAUUACUUUCAGACUCACCAUGGAGUUGGUAAAACUGAAGAAGUAGUUUCUAAUUCAAUUGUCAAUGAUAGUAGUCAGCCUGAUACUACUUCUAAUAUACGUCAGCCUGAUACUACUUCUAAUGUUCCAGAAGGAUGUGUUUCUUUAGCAAAAAAAUUUGAGGAUGAAGAUGAUCUUUUUGGGGGUAAAUUAUCCAAGAAGGUUAAGUCUCAAAAGAAAAAAAAACCUAACAAGACUAAUGGGUUUCAACUCCCUCUCAGUAUUAUGGAUCAGUUGAUUUUAGUUAAAGUUGCAAUUCCUCUUAGUCCUUCCGAUGUCGAAAAAGUCGUUAAUGAACUUACAGAAAAGAAAGACUACUUCGUCAAAAACCAAGACCGCAUAACCAAAGAAAACAUUGCUAAAGCUGAGGAAGAGAUUGCCGCUUUGGAAGGCAAGGGACAUAAUAAAAAAGUUGAUGAUGAAAAAUUAAAUGAAAAAAAUUCAUCAGAAGUCGUUGAAGAAAGUUCAGAAUUAAAUAAUGAGGUAAAAGGAGAAUUACUGGAAAUACUUAAUAAUGUGUACAGCACUGGCAAAUAUCCAACUAGCGAGGUGGACUUUAGUGAAGGUGGACAAUAUUCACAAAUUCUGACCCCAGGUCAAGCUUAUGAUGUUUCAAUUGAUUUACACGUUCCUGCAUCUGACAGAAACAUCGGUUUGGGAAAUUUUAUGAUUAGCCUAGCGCUUUGGUCUAGUGCUACUAAUGACACAGUUAUAACAUCAAGUAGACCCUGUAUUCUUACGUAUCAAUCAAAUUUGCUCCGAGUAUUUUCUACUAUGUGGCGAUUGAUUCCUUUGUUGGCGGGAUUUACUAAAGAAGAUCAAAGACUAGAAGUCAUCAUGAUAGAAAACAUGAUUGAGAAUUUUGAUGCCCCAAUCACAAAGGCAUUCAUUGGUGUUCACAAUCCUGAACUCGAG